CUGCCAUUCAGCAAAUGUAGGCAACACUAACUUUCUUCAAUGUACAACACAAUUUAUUUAUAGAAGCCCUUGUUAAUUCCCCCAGACACAUGAAGCUACCCUACAAUGAUGUGGGGUACUUCUUCAUCAUUACGCUGGUGUCCUACACGAUGCUGCCGUUCAGCAGAAGAUACGCCGUCAUCGUCGGCGUGCUAACCUGCCUGUCAUACCUCGUCCCUGCUCUCACAAUCUCCAUACUGGACAACACGUUCUCAGCCACACAGUUUGUAGCAAAUGUCGUCAUCCUCCUGAGUGUGAACCUGGCAGGGAUGUACCACAAGUACUUUGUAGACAUCGCUCACAGAAGGACCUUCCUGGACACACGGCACUGCAUCGAGUCCCGCAUCAAAUUAGAGAAGGAGCGAGAACAACAGGAGAGACUUUUAUUAUCAGUGUUACCGGCCCAUCUAGCCAAAGAAAUGAAGGAAGAAAUGAUGGGCAGAGUGACGGGUACAAGUCUACACCACAGCACCUCUACCUGUUUUCACAGCAUGUAUAUAAAAAGGCAUCUCAAUGUAAGUAUUCUGUAUGCAGACAUUGUAGGUUUUACCACGCUUGCUUCGGAGUGCACCCCUGCUGAACUGGUCAGGACACUCAACGAGCUGUUUGGCAAGUUUGACCAGAUAGCUGAGAAAAAUAACUGCAUGAGGAUUAAGAUCCUGGGUGACUGUUAUUACUGUGUGUCGGGCCUGCCUGAUCCCAUCCCAGACCACGCCAAGAACUGCGUCAAGAUGGGCCUCGAGAUUUGUGACGCCAUCAAGAAGGUUGCCUGGGCAACAGGAGUGGACAUCAACAUGCGCGUGGGGGUUCACACAGGAAACGUGCUGUGUGGGGUCAUCGGCCUGCACAAGUGGCAGUACGACGUCUGGUCCCAUCACGUCACACUCGCAAACCACAUGGAGUCAGGAGGCAGACCGGGGAGGGUUCACAUCACCAAGGCAACGCUGGACGAGCUGCAAGGUCACUACAAGGUCGAGCCGGGGGAUGGCCAUCUCAGGGAUGAUUACUUAAAGGAGAACAAUGUAGAAACUUUCUUUGUCAUAGAUCCUAAGGCCAGAAACAGGGUGACCCCCCACAUGUCCCAGCACCGGAAGCUGGCCCGGGACCACAAGCAGCGGGCGUCGGUCCGCAUGACGAGGUACCUCUCCACCUGGGGCGCCCACAAACCCUUCCAGGACCUCCCGGAUAUCAGCCGCAACAGGAACUCCUAUCUAAUGCCCGAGUCUCCCAGGCCCACGUCACCUACAGCGCACCCAGACCAGGUACAUGUUAAUGUGAUCAGGAUCAACUGUGUGCCCUGUUCAGAUAUAAGUGGCAGUGUCCAGCCCUGUGCCUUGGAAGACCAGAUUAAUGAAAGGAUGGAGCAGGCCAUCGAAGGCAUCACUACACACAAGCAGUGGAUAAAAUCACCAGACAUGCACAGACUGACUCUGGGCUUCAAGAACCCAGAAUGGCAGGAGAAGUACCGGGAGAUGAAAGUGCCAAUGUUCAAGUUCAAUGUGCUGUGUGCCUUCAUGAUUUUUGUUACCAUGGCGAUCGUCCAUUUUACUGUUCUUCCGCCAACCCCCAUCCUGAUCUGGAGCUAUCUUCUCAGCACCUUCACGCUGCUCCUGGUCUUAUUUCUCAGCUUUGCAGAAAACAUACAGUGUUACAAGAAGCACCGGCACCCCACAUUCAGUUUCCUUGCCUCCAUGACUUCCAAAUACUGGUGGCUCAGGAGAUGUCUGGCGCUGCUGGUGCUUAUCACCAUUCUUACUGUGGCAGCUACCAGUAUCUUAGAUUGUGGUCAAAGCAGGUCAUUUGGUCUCCAUAGCAACGGGAGUGGCACCGACCCAACUCCCAGCAUGCCUCGGUGUCCCAACUCUACAAGUGCCUCCUGCGUACAAGUGUCACCAUACUUUUUCCUGAGCUACCUGCUGGGGAUGUUGUCCUGUAUGGUGUUUCUCCAGACAGGGUUCUCCGUAAAGCUAGGUGGGCUGACCCUGGCCCUGGUGGUGUACAGUGUUCUCAUACACCACACACACGCAUGGGUCUUCAACGGCUUCGACUGUUUGUACACAAAUAUGAGCAAGGACAAUUUUUAUAUUGAGCUUCACCAGCGAGGCACCAUCUACCUGGUUCUGCUCUACAUCACUAUCCUGGUCAUCGACAGACAGGUGGAGUACACCUCUCGGAUGGACUUCCUGUGGAAGACGAAGUGUAAGCGGGAGGGGGAGGAGGUCGGGACCAUGGAGAGCCUCAACAAGGUCCUGGUGGAGAACGUCAUGCCGGUCCACGUGGCCGAUCACUUCCUCAGCUCAUCCGCACGCUCUUCAAGGGAGCUGUACAGCCAGUCGUAUGAGUUUGUCUGCGUGAUGUUUGCUUCCAUCCCAAACUUUAAGGAGUUCUACGUGGAGACUGAUGUGAAUAAGGAGGGUCUGGAGUGUCUUAGACUUCUGAACGAGAUUAUAGCAGACUUCGAUGAGCUCCUGUCCAAGCCCAAGUUCAGCCAUGUGGAGAAGAUCAAGACCAUCGGCAGCACCUACAUGGCAGCAACAGGGCUGACCUCCACCACAGGCCAGCAAGGUGUGUCGUACCCAGAGAAGCUGCACCUGAUGGGAAACAUGGUGGACUUUGCACUGGCCCUGGUGCAGAAACUCCACCUCAUCAACAAGCACUCCUUCAACGACUUCAAGCUCAGAAUAGGUAUAAACCACGGCCCAGUGAUAGCGGGGGUAAUCGGAGCCAGGAAACCACAGUACGACAUCUGGGGCAACAGUGUCAACGUGGCCAGCAGGAUGGAGUCUACUGGGGUCAUGGGCUGUAUACAGGUAACGGAAGAGUCUGCCCAGUUUCUGACAGAGCUGAACUACCAUUGUGAGUGCAGAGGACUCAUCGAUGUGAAAGGGAAGGGGAAGUUAAAAACGUACCUCAUAGACACCAGCAUGGCCACAGGCAUGCAGCACAUGGCCAACUACAGUCACAGGAUGUCUCUGGAAUAACACAUGCUUUGACUUACCAUCUGAUGCCAUGGUGAACACAUUGUGGACAUUUCAGAUUCAGUUAUGCUCCAGAAGACUUUCAGAAAGAGUGUCAUCUGAACAGCUUAUGUGACAUCUUGUGCUACAACAGCCUCUGUUGGUAUGGCCACGGACAAAGAAUGACCCAUGACAACUGGCCAAGAAAGGUCAUGAACUUAUCUGUAGCUGGCCAGAAUCCUUGUGGUCACCCUAAGAGGAGAUGGGUAGACAAUGUCGACGUCAAGGAAGAUAUUUGAAAACUAAACUUGCAAAAGGCCAGGGAACAAUGGACGUGAGUGAGUUACCCUCUAUUUGAACUGAGAAUUAUCAGCAUGCAAACCAUUGUGACAGUGGACCAAUAUAACAGUUUGUGUUUCAAUGCAAAAUGGGAAGGCUGUAAUUCAAGCCUCAUUUUUUAUGUUCUAAAAAAAAGGCAUGACAAUGAUGACAAAGCUCAGGACAGUACAGAAAUUGCCAGUGUCACUUGACCACGGACAAGGUUCAAAUUUGCCAAAGUCUGUCACUGGCCCAGCAAAGAUUAGAGCCAGCAGAAUCUGAAGGAGAAUACAAUCAACAGAGUCCUCAGGGAUGCAGCCUUUACAGGCAGGACAGCUCUACAUGUCCGCUGAUGGGAGAGGGGUGCUGACCAAAGUGGAACUUGUGAACAUGUUGACCAGAUAUGUUACUGACUUACUGAAAAUGUAAGGCUCAUAAAUCCAAUAACUGCAGCCAAUUGGAACAUUGUCUAACUACAAGAGACUAGUGUGUCAAUGCAGCCUGAAAUGUCUUUUUUUUUUUAAACUCUGGAGCAAGAACAUUGACUCUCGGUUGCACUUUCUUAUAGGAACAAAUGAUGCCACCAGCAACAGAUUAUCACUUGCCUACAGGUUCACAUCGGCUACUUUGACCAUGUCAAUAAUGCCCCCAUGCUGUUGUAGUUGGUACUACAUCAAGAUUCUGGAGCAAGAACAUUGACUUUCAGUUGCAAUUUAGCCUUCUGUCAUGGAAACAGACGAUGCCACCAGCAACAGUGCACUUGCCUGCAAGUGCACACUGGCUACUUUGACCAGGUCAAUGAUGCCCCCAUGCUGUUGCAGUUGGUACUACAUAAAGAUUCUGUAGUAAGAGCAUUGACUUAGCCUUGUGUCAUACAUGAAGAAACAAUGCCACCAGCAACGGCUCAUCACUUGUAAACAAGUGCACAUUGGCUACUUUGACCAUGUCAAUGAUGCCCCCUUGCUGCUCCAGUCGGUACUACAUCAAAUUGUCCAAUCUUAAAUUCCAUGAAUCAGUCUUGGCUACAGACAAUGCAGCCAUAGCCAAGCAAAUAUCAAAUUGUUCCAUACAUACGUAGUAUUUCAUACACUGUUGGGUCAGUUUCUGUGUCUUUUUUUUUUUACAAAAAGCUAAGAAUAAUAUGCCUACCUGUGAUAUCCUUGAUCAAUAUCUCCUGAAGUUAUCUGCUACAAUGUAAUUGUUGCUGCAGUGUACACUGAAACUGCAAGAUGGCGCAUUGCCCAUGUGACUCAGGUGUUUUUUAUGUACGUUCAAUGCAUGUACUUUUGUAUGUGUCGCCUCUACUGGAGUAUUCCCAUUGGGAGCCUUUAUCAAUCAAAUCUCUACUUAUCCGCCCAAUUUAUGUUGAUGACAGCAACCUGAUGGCGUCAGAAUUUACAGGUUAAGCAUCUGACUCGCCAACAAGUUCAGCAUCUGACUCGCCAACAAAUCAAACUGGCCAACAGAAUGAUAACAAUGAUGUGAACUGCGCAGCUAUUUAUGUAAAGUGAUGCAAUGUAUGCAGGAGACAUUUUGGGUUAACUUUGUGGGAAUGGACAUAACUUUUUAGAUUUCUAUGA
Molecule: messenger RNA, 4894 nt
Organism: Branchiostoma floridae (Florida lancelet)
Lineage: Eukaryota; Metazoa; Chordata; Leptocardii; Amphioxiformes; Branchiostomatidae
Product: adenylate cyclase type 2-like
Exons: 23
Coding region: 90-3020 (976 amino acids)
Biological process (GO): cAMP biosynthetic process; adenylate cyclase-inhibiting G protein-coupled receptor signaling pathway; adenylate cyclase-activating G protein-coupled receptor signaling pathway
Cellular component (GO): plasma membrane
Molecular function (GO): adenylate cyclase activity
Source: RefSeq, a predicted model, not a curated record